GGAAAAACAGAGGCUGAGAUCUAUGAGAGAGAAGGGGAUACGGGAAAUUGGUUUAAAGAGUAUUUUGAGUAGAACAUCAUUAGAUAUGUUGUUAUAUUUUUGAAGAGCAACGGGGCUGGCAGGUAGGAUGUAGUUUCUCCCGUUCCCUGUCUCACACUCCGGUACAGUAGAUGGCGGUAAUGCACCAUCACGUUGGAUGCCAACCGCCGAUAAACCCCACCGAAGAAGGAGGAGGACCCUCGGACGACUAUCUAGCAGCUAGCAAGCUGUAACCAUGGUGAUGAAGUCAUCAGUAGAGGAUGACGAUGUAGGAUGGGGACUGGGUGUCCCAGAGAAGAUGAGGAACAAUGCAAACUGGGUGGACGUUACACAUGAAUUUAAAGGGGCAUGCAAAGAGCUCAACCUUGGGGAGUUGCUCCAUGACAAGUUCAGGUUUGGCCUGUUCGAGGCUAUGUCUGCCAUUGAGAUGAUGGACCCCAAGAUGGACGCAGGGAUGAUUGGCAAUCAGGUCAACAGGAAAGUCCUCAACUUUGAACAGGCAGUCAAGGAUGGUGCUAUCAGAGUGAGGGACCUCAGUCUUCCUGAGCUGAUUGGGAUCAUGGACACCUGUUUCUGCUGCUUGAUCACCUGGCUGGAGGGUCACUCCCUAGCCCAGACAGUGUUCACCUGCCUGUACGUCCACAACCCCGACCUGAUCGAGGACCCCGCCCUCAAGGCCUUCACUCUGGGCAUCCUCAAGGUGUGCGACAUCGCCCGCGAGAAGGUCAACAAAGCCGCUGUGUUUGAGGAGGAAGAUUUCCAGGCCAUGACGUACGGCUUCAAGAUGGCCAACAAUGUGACAGACCUGCGGGUUACAGGUAUGCUAAAGGAUGUGGAGGAUGAGUUACAGAGGAAAGUUAAGAGCACACGCAGUCGCCAGGGUGAGCAGCGGGACCCGGAGGUAGAGUUGGAGCAUCAGCAGUGUUUGGCACUUUUCAGUCGGAUCAAGUUCACACGCCUUCUACUGACAGCGCUGAUCGCCUUCACGAAAAAAGAGACCAGCUCAGUGAGUGAAGCUCAGAAACUCAUGCAGCAGGCGGCAGAUCUCCUCCCAGCCCUCCGCUCCAGCAUCGAACAUGGCAUUCAGUCCCAGAACGAUACUACUAAAGGAGAUCACCCAAUCAUGAUGGGGUUUGAACCACUUGUGAACCAGAGACUGCUGCCCCCCACCUUCCCCCGCUACGCCAAGAUCAUCAAAAGGGAGGAGAUGGUCAACUACUUCAGCAAGCUCAUCGACCGCAUUAAGACCGUGUGCGAGGUCAUCAACACAACUAACCUACAUGGAAUUCUGGACUUUUUCUGUGAGUUCAGUGAGCAGUCCCCCUGUGUCCUCUCCAGGUCUCUGCUGCAGACAACGUUUCUGAUCGAUAAUAAGAAAGUGUUUGGGACCCAACCAAUGCAGGACAUGAUCAAAGAUGCUCUGAGGUACUUUGUCAGCCCACCAGUGCUCUCCUCAAAGUGCUGCCUGUAUAAUAACCACCAGGCCAAGGACUACAUUGAUUCCUUUGUCGCACACUGCUCGAGGCCCUUUUGCAGUCUCAUCCAGAUUCACGGACACAACCGCGCUCGGCAGAGAGACAAACUAGGCCACAUCCUGGAGGAGUUUGCCACACUGCAGGAUGAGGCAGAGAAGGUGGACGCGGCGCUGCACAGCCUGCUGAUGAAGCUGGAGCCCCAGAGACAGCACCUGGCCUGCCUGGGCACCUGGGUCCUCUACCACAACCUGCGCAUCAUGAUCCAGUACCUGCUCAGCGGCUUCGAGCUGGAACUCUACAGCAUGCACGAGUACUACUACAUCUACUGGUAUCUGUCAGAGUUCCUGUAUGCAUGGCUCAUGUCCACUCUGAGUCGGGCGGACAGCUCUCAGAUGGCUGAGGAGCGCCUCCUGGAGGAGCAGCAGAAAGGACGCAGCAGCAAGAAAAUCAAGAAGAAGAAGAAGGGUCAAGGAGCUCGCCCCCUCAGCAGAGAAAUCACCAUGAGCCAAGCCUACCAAAACAUGUGUGCUGGCAUGUACAAGACUAUGAUAGCCCUGGAUAUGGAUGGAAAGGUGCGGAAGCCGCAGUUUGAGUUGGACAGCGAGCAGGUGCGCUACGAGCAUCGCUUUGCCCCCUUCAACAGUGUGGUCACUCCCCCGCCAGUCCAUUACGUCCAGUUCAAGGAGAUGUCUGAUCUGAAGAAGUACAGUCCUCCUCCUCAGUCAGCUGACCUCUACAUGGCGGCCAGUAAACAUUUCCAGCAGGCCAAACUGAUCCUGGAGAACGUCCCCAGCCCUGACCCAGAGGUGAAUCGCAUUCUAAAAGUGGCCAAACCCAACAUUGUGGUCAUGAAGCUACUUGCCGGCGGGCACAAGAAGGAGACAAAGGUACUACCGGAGUUUGAUUUCUCCACUCACAAGUACUUCCCUGUGGUCAAGAUCAUCUGAAUCAGAGCCCUGCAUUACUAUGACAACUCAUACCCAGUACCCACCUCCCUGACCCGGUCUCCGUACACCAGCUUUUUCCAUCUGCGUAACUGUGGUCGCUAUGAUAGGACAGAGGGAGACAGUGUCUGAAGUUGGUUGACCAGGACAAGAUCAUCCUUUACCCAAUUGUCUUUUUGGUCCUGACCCACAAAGGACUACAAAUACCAGACAUCCCAAAGGACAGAAGAACUACAUCCUUCACAAUACCAAAAACAGACUUGUCUGACUAUGGUAUUAAAAUGAUUUAUUUUGUCAUCCUUCUGUGCUACAUUUCCUCAAUAAAAAAAAGAUUAUUUAA
This is a messenger RNA of Salmo salar (Atlantic salmon), 2798 nucleotides long. It is a transcript of the gene naa35, whose product is annotated as N-alpha-acetyltransferase 35, NatC auxiliary subunit. The record is from RefSeq and is a predicted model, not a curated record. Lineage: Eukaryota; Metazoa; Chordata; Actinopteri; Salmoniformes; Salmonidae. Gene Ontology annotation, cellular component: NatC complex. Gene Ontology annotation, biological process: N-terminal peptidyl-methionine acetylation.